Messenger RNA from Chenopodium quinoa (quinoa), 1359 nucleotides. RefSeq lists its product as uncharacterized. Gene Ontology annotation, molecular function: protein binding; DNA-binding transcription factor activity. Bases 300 to 1187 code for a protein of 295 amino acids. The record is from RefSeq and is a predicted model, not a curated record. The transcript has 2 exons. NCBI's taxonomy places the organism in Eukaryota, Viridiplantae, Streptophyta, Magnoliopsida, Caryophyllales, Amaranthaceae.
AAUUAUAUAUGUUUGCUUACUUAAUUGUCUUCAUUGAUGUUAAUUGUCUCUUUGAACUUUUAUAAAUAGUGUGGUCACAUUUAUACUCGUGAAAAUAUUUGUUUACCUAUAUUCCCUAAUUAAUGUUAAUGGUCCAUAACUAAAUUUGUGGUUAUGACUUUAUAAGGAUGGUUUUUGAAAAUUAAUUUAUCAUUAAGACUGAGAUAGACAUCCUGUCAUCCCGAUGAUUACCAUAAAAAAAUUAACUGCUUGAGCUUCUUUAUCAUACUUGACCACAAUAUGCAGUCUCGAGGUCUACAAUGAAGCGAAGAUUGAAAGAAUUGAAGCUGUUGUGGCCAUCAAGCAAAAAAGGAAAGCAACAUCUUGAUGAUGCAAAGAAGAGGAAACAUAAUAGUAAAGCACCAUUUGGUAGUGAUUCCACACAGCAGAAUUUGGUGAUUCCUACUAAUUCAACAGCUCAAGCGAAAAUUGUUGGGGGCCGUAUAAUAGGAGCAAACCAGCUUACGUUGCCAAAUCAUGUAUCAUCCAACUCUGAUGUUGUUGGCAACUUGGCCCCGGACACAAUAGUGGAAAACGUUAGAGGGAACUUAAUGGAUACUCAAGGCAAUAUGGAUUGUCAGCAUGGCGAAGAGCAUUAUCUGGAUGGUGCAAAUGACCAAGGGCAUUUGGAGGGCGCUCUUCAUUCAACUGAAUGUAAUCGCGCUGCGACACUAGAAGAAACUUUCGAUCCAAUGGUAAUUGAAAGCCAUAUGGAUACCCAUCAACAAGCUCAAGGGCAUUUGGAGGGUGCUCUUCAUUCAACUGAAAGUAAUCGCGCUGCAACACUAGAAGAAACUUUCGACCCAAUGGUAAUUGGAAGCCAUAUGGAUAUCCAGCAACAAGUCCAAGGGCAUCUAGAAGGCGCUCUUCAUACAACUGAAAGUUCAGGCACUAUUGUUGUAAAAGCCACUUACAAGGAGCAUUCAGUGAGAAUUGUAUUCUCUUUGACUUUACCGAUUAAUCAACUAAUUGAAGAAACAGGCAUGAAGUUCCAACUUGCUUUGAACAAAUAUAGAUUGUUUUAUCAAGAUGAAGAUAAAGCGUGGAUGAUGCUGACUAGUGUGGAAGAUUUGAAGUAUGCUUCGAAUGUUGCUGAAUCAUUGGGAACCAAGUUUGUUAGAUUGUCUGUUAUUGACUAUGUUGUUUAAUAAUGUGCUUCCAUUUAUUUGAGUGAUUUAAGUGUAACACUCCAAAGUUGACCUAAGUAUUGUAGAGAUGUUUGUCUGUUAUGAACAAAAAAUUGUCGUGAUGUAACUCAAUAACUUUACUGCUCUACUGAAUAAUACCAGUACAUGAAUAUUUUUAUUUUUUGUGAUGGAA